This is a messenger RNA of Linepithema humile (Argentine ant), 1571 nucleotides long. RefSeq names its product L-threonine dehydratase catabolic TdcB-like. Gene Ontology annotation, biological process: L-serine catabolic process; L-threonine catabolic process. The record is from RefSeq and is a predicted model, not a curated record. Gene Ontology annotation, molecular function: L-serine ammonia-lyase activity; threonine deaminase activity. NCBI's taxonomy places the organism in Eukaryota, Metazoa, Arthropoda, Insecta, Hymenoptera, Formicidae.
AGGAAGAAAUCUUUGGAACGAAACAGUCUGAGCUCAACAUUGCGAACGCGAGUAUCUACAACCGUUUCACAAGUGAUUCACGCGGAAGAAACACUUUUGAUAUUUUGAUUUGCAUAUUUGUCUACUCAAAAAUGUUUAGUUCAAGAACAAAUUCAAUCAAUUCAGGACUUCAAAUCUCACAAAAAAUGCUGAAAGAUCGUAUUAACUUGGCGAUGAUCGAGAUGCAAAACAACAUUAUCAAAACACCAUGCGAGAGAACAUAUUUAUUGAACGAAGAUGAUGGUAUCAAUCUUUGUCUCAAGAAAGAAAAUCGCCAAGUCACCGGUAGUUUCGAAGCACGCAGCGCACUUUAUGCUCUGCUGAAACUUUCAGACGCGCAGAAACGAAACGGUGUAAUAUCGGCCUCGACAGCCGAUUUCGCUUUGUCACUCUGUCAUUUUGGAGAUAAAUUAAAAAUACCGGUAACAGUGGUACUACCGACAACAACGCAAUUAAAAAUUCAUACGUACCAAUGGACAACUGCCACGAUGAUAUUCAAAGGCGAUGACUUAAAUCAAGCCAGAUUAUUUGCUUUGAUGCUAGCGAAGGAAAAAACCAUGCACUAUAUUAAAAGAUGCCAUACAAAUAUGAUUAUAGGCUAUGGAACACUAGCCAUGGAAAUUAUGGAAGAAGUACCUUUUCUUGAGGCGGUGUUGGUGCCUUAUGAUAAGACAGAAUUAAUAAGAAGUUUUAACAUGAUUAUGAAAAAUACAAAUAUCCAAAUUCUCACAAUCCAACCACAAGAUAUUAAAAGUGACGAAGAUGUACAAUCCGAAGGACAGAUAAAAGUUGAAAAAAGUUUGAUAGCAAAUGCCAUGUUACUUCUAUUCGAAAAGGAAAAAUGUGUCGUUGACAUUGGCGGAGCGACUUGUUUAGCAGCUAUGCUUGAUGACAGUGUUCAACACAAAUUGAAAAGAAAACGGGUGGUGGUAGUAUUGCCUAGCUGUCACAUCGAUAUGACUAAUUUGGUCCAAUAUGUGGAACAAGCACUAAUUAGCAAGCAUUGCCUCAUGGAAUUCACGCUAAUGAUCUCGAAGCAGCAACCUAGCAUAGCGGAACUUCAUAAUAUGCUAGUGCAAUUAAAAGUUACAAUAAAAAAUAUUCAGAUACAGCAGAAACAAACAUCAAUGUCCAAAAUUAGCGUUAAAGUCGUUUGCGAAAUUAAGAAUAAGCAACACGCCGAAAUAAUCACAGAUUUUAUUAAAUUGAAAUAUAAACAUAUAAACAUUAUGAGUUAGAAAUUUUCAUCAAUUUCAAUCCGCUAUCUAUUCUUACUGAAUAAAAAGAAAAUUAUUAAUUAUAAUUAUAUAUUUCAUUCUUAUGACGACAAAAAGGUGUGACGAUAAUUUUAAUAACACAAUCAGAAUGUAAUACUUCAAUCACAUUAUAUUCAAUAAUCAAUCAAAGUUUCUCAAAUGCUUAUAGUGACAUAAAUUGUACAAGAAACAAACAUUACAAUGAUACAUAUUUUUCAUUAUUAAUACAUUUGCGUGGAUUAAAACAACACUUUGAACUAAUUUUACCUUAAGUAU